AUGGUGAGGAAGAUGGGAAUCAGAAAACGACUGUUGAUGAAGAGACAAUCCAAGACCACGGGAAAGAUUGUUUCACAGCAUUUAAAGUACGUAAAUUACAUUUUAGGGCCCCAUGGCCGCUGGUGUGAGCUGGCGCUCGGCGCGAGCGAGGGACGACGGAAGGGACCGGCAGGUGUGGGCUGGGGCCGCGCAGCCAGACGGCGGGAGUGGCAGGCGCUCGGUGCAUGGGCCAGUGAGGGCGCGCGGAGAUCCCCUCGCCGCGGCGGAGGCGGAGCAGCACCGGAGCAAGGCGCUGCCCGGCAACCCUGCGUCCGAGCGAGCGGAACCUCGCGCUUCGCCCGGGGACGGUCCGAAGUCCGCGCUAUGGAAGAAGAGAAAUAUUUGCCUGAGCUGAUGGCAGAGAAAGAUAGCCUGGAUCCAUCCUUUGUGCAUGCAUCGCGCCUUUUGGCGGAAGAUUUGGUAGAAUCUUAUUUAUGUUUCUUUAAAAAGGAUACACUGGCAAAAAAAUUAAAUUCAAGUUAUUUUUGAUCUACAAUUAAAACAAAUCUGUGACAUAGUGAAAAAAUUCUACUUCAGCAAGCAAAUAACUUUGGAUUGAAUAUUGGCACUU
Galeopterus variegatus (Sunda flying lemur) is the source of this 610-nucleotide messenger RNA. Its product is annotated as KH domain-containing, RNA-binding, signal transduction-associated protein 1-like. The record is from RefSeq and is a predicted model, not a curated record. Lineage: Eukaryota; Metazoa; Chordata; Mammalia; Dermoptera; Cynocephalidae. The coding region runs from base 1 to 528 and encodes 175 amino acids. The transcript has 3 exons.